Molecule: messenger RNA, 3036 nt
Organism: Diabrotica virgifera virgifera (western corn rootworm)
Lineage: Eukaryota; Metazoa; Arthropoda; Insecta; Coleoptera; Chrysomelidae
Product: 3,6-anhydro-alpha-L-galactose dehydrogenase-like
Exons: 11
Coding region: 136-2553 (805 amino acids)
Molecular function (GO): oxidoreductase activity, acting on the aldehyde or oxo group of donors, NAD or NADP as acceptor
Source: RefSeq, a predicted model, not a curated record
GGUAUCCAAUAAUCCAAGAUUCUACAAGAGGUUAAGUAUAGGUAUUACUCAAGUAAGAAGGUUAAAAAGAUAAAAAUUGAUAAGGAUUACUUAAGUAUAAAUGAUUUUAAUAUUUAUUCCUAAACUUUCUUAAAAAUGGAACCUGCCAAAGUUAAGAACAAGAUUGGUGACAUUUUUAGUAAUAUGGCUUAUGGACCUAACUUUGAAGAUACAAAACUUGCAAUUGAAUGGUUAAAGACUAAAAAAUCUUCCUUUUUCGCAUAUAUAAAAAAACCAACAGAGGAAUUGAAUGGGACACCAUUACCUUUAUUAAGUACAAUUAAUCAAGAACAACUUUGUACAAUAAAUGUGCCAGAUAUUGAUACUGUUAAAAAAAUUUUGGAACAAGAAGAAAAAUCAUGGAAAGGGGUAAAUCCAUUGGAGAAAAUAAAAAUAAUCAACAAAAUUGGAUUAGGGAUUGAAAAAAAGGCCGAACUUUUUGCCCAGUUGGAGAUAUUAACUAGAGGAAUUCUAUCAAAACAUACCAAAAGUAAAGCUGUAACCCUGUUAGCUCAAUACUUUCAAUAUUAUUCAGCAUUUGCACUUCGCUGUGAAGCAGAAUGUAAAGAGCGUGGUAUUGCAGUUGGAGUCAUAUCAAAUGAAAAUUAUUUAGCUCAUUUAGGUCUAUUCGUCGCCCCUGCUUUGGCUGCUGGACAUAAUGUUGUUUUACAAAUUGGAUCUCUAUUAGCACCUGCUGCUUUUUUGCUUCAAGAGAUUGCAUUAUUAGUUGGCCUACCAGAGGGUACUUUGAAAAUCAUUCCUUCCGACGAUGGAGAACUUGUACCAUAUUUCACCAUGGAUAAUGUUAAAGUUAUUUCAUUAUUUGUGGAUUUAAAUAAUGAUAAAUAUCGUGGAUGUCAUAAUCAUAACAAACAUCUAAUUGUCUUAUCAACAUAUAAGACACCCGCUGUAAUUUUUGAUAGUGCUGAUUUAGAUGCAGCAUCUGAGGGUAUAAUAGAUUCAUCGUGGAGUUACCAGAGUAUGUUGCCAUGGUCAACGAAUACUAUCUUAGUACAAGAAAAUAUUUUUCCAACAUUUCUAGCCAAACUAAAAUCAAAACUUAAAACAUUAGAAGUAUCUACUGCAGAUAACAAGUCAGCACGUAUAUCUAUCAAUUUAAAUAAUACGUCACAGUUGAAUGACUUGAAUAAUAGUAUAAAACAAGCAAGACUUCAAGGAAUUGAAGUUUUUCAAUCCACAGAUAAGUCUGACGUCUGGAAUCCAACUGUCUUUGUAGGAGGCAAAAUUAACCAUAAUGCUCUGGGUUCUAAAGACGGCCAAUCUAAUGUUAUCACUGUCGUGGCAUUUAGGUCUAUUGACGAGGCCGUUAGUUUAGCGAAUAAUUCCAACCAAGGAUUAUGGGCUUCAGUUUGGUCUGAUAAUGCAAACCUCAUUAAUGAAGUAACAAGAAAACUAAAGGUUAGCAAUAUAUCUGUAAAUGGUAGCUAUGAACUUUCACCAGAAGUUGUUAUAUCUCCUACUAAGGACAGCGGAAUGGGAUUCUUCGGAGGAAGAGAAGGUUUCAUGGAGUAUUUAUCAGGACCAAUUGUGCCGACAUGUUGUACUAAAUUAGAACGUAGCGACUCAGUUGCUAAUGUUGAUUCAAUUGUUAAUACUGCUAAAAAAGCACAAGAGAGUUGGCAAAAGAUACCAAGUAUUCAGAAACAAAAAAUACUACAAGAUUUUGCUGAAAAUUUAUCUACGUUAAAAAGUAGCGAAUGGGUAAAUGAUUUACUGAAAUGCGUUUAUAAAUCAAUCCAUAAUUCAUCAAGCAACAAUGUCACAUCUACUAUUUGUGGAUAUAACUUAACUUCAAUUAGAGAACCCCGAGGACUUAUUGUUAUCGACGUUUGUCAAUGUAAAAAUGCCGAACUAAUUAUGGCUUCCAUAUAUGAAGGGAAUGCAUUAAUCAUUUUACAUGAUGAUAGCAGCGAUUCAGAAAUAAAACUACUUAGCAGCAAACUGCCAAAUGGAGUCCUCAACAUAAUACCACAUGGUACAAAUAUCUUGGAAAAAUUGUCAAAAAAUGAAAAAAUAAAUUGUUAUUUUGGAGACGAUUGUCAGAAAAUAUUUGCUUCCUUGCCACUGAGGGAUUCAAAAAAGUAUAUGAACGUUCCAGUACAGAUGAAAGACUUUAAAACCAAAACAGGGAUUAUAAAGAACAUUUUGAGUGAUAUUGGAAAAUCCAUUUCCAUCCAAUAUAUUAAAUUUUCUUCAGUACACAUUUUAUCAGACCGGAAAAAAGACGCUUAUUCGUGUCAAAAGCUGCCAAAUGUAUUACUCAACAUAAUACUCCAAAUGGAGUACUCAACAUAUUGGGACCGUGCAAGUUCGGCAAAGCGACACCUGGUUUCUACGCUCAGCAACAUUAUUCGCACUUUUAAUUAUAUUAGUCCUCGUUACUGGAUAAUUGUCAAGGCCAUAGUCCAAAAAAAUAAUAAGAAGAAAAAUAAGAUUCAGGUUAUGUUAUUAAAACGUAAACAAUUGUAUGUAGUAAAUAAAAUUAGAUAUUAAAAUGCAGUACAGCAAGCAAAAUACAAUUAAUUAAAUUUACCUUUAUAUAAUAAUUGCAUAUCAUAUCAAUAUUGUGGAGCAAUAUAUAAUUUUUCUUCUUCAAUGACAGUAGGUAUAAAAUAUACGUCAAUUUGACAAUAUGAAUUAUUUAAGAAAGUUGCAAUAUUUCUCCGCUAUUCUCGCACGACCGUUUCUCGUAUCCCCUCCAAGUACUUGCACACCCCGAAUAGAAAAAUUAUCAAAAAAUGAAAAAAUAAAUUGAUAUUUUGGAGACGAUUGUCAGAAAAUAUUUGCUUCCUUGCCACUGAAGGAUUCAAAAAAGUAUAUGUACGAACGUUCGAAUGCAGACGAAAGACUUAAAAAGCAAAACAUUGAUUAUAAAGAAUAUUUUGAGUGACAUUGAAAAAUCCAGUACAUGCCGUUUUUAUUACAUUUUAAUUUGUAAAAACGAAAUAUAUAUUUUUUUAGUCUUGUGUUUCAUAA